This is a messenger RNA of Caenorhabditis bovis, 552 nucleotides long. Lineage: Eukaryota; Metazoa; Nematoda; Chromadorea; Rhabditida; Rhabditidae. The record is from the annotation of a GenBank genome assembly.
AUGUCGACCGAACAAGAUUUCGAGUUAAUCGAAGACAAAUCUGACAGAAAAUCGUCAACCGCUUCAGAUAGUUUCGAAGAAGUCGCCGAGAACGAAAAAGCAUCUACUGGCACAGAAGAAGAUGGUGAAGCCGAUGGAGUGGAAACGGAAGAGGAACCGACGCUUCCAUUCGUUGAUCAAUCAAUAAAGGAUGAUGCCGAGCGGCCGAUUGAGAAGGAUGGAGAGCAGCUAGUGCAUGAUGCGCUGAACGCUCCGAUCAGAAAAGACCAGGAGCAAUUCUACACCGCCGAGGACAGUCGUCGAGCGAUCACCCUUCUCGUCUUCUUCUCGGCAAUGAUGUUCACACUUCCGCUUCUCGUGAUGUUCUCGCUCUACUAUUGGGUGUUCAUCGACCUUUUCCAUUUGCCGCCGGAUCGCGCGAUGCUCUAUUCGGGCAUCUGCGCCGCCGCCGUCGUCAUUCUCAUCUGCGCCGCGUUCGCCUACGUCGCGUGGAAAGAGGAAAAGGACGCCGAGGAGAAGCUCAAAAUGAGUGAAGCGAAAAAGACGAACUGA